Molecule: messenger RNA, 2488 nt
Organism: Chrysoperla carnea
Lineage: Eukaryota; Metazoa; Arthropoda; Insecta; Neuroptera; Chrysopidae
Gene: Fatp1
Product: long-chain fatty acid transport protein 4
Exons: 5
Coding region: 28-2367 (779 amino acids)
Biological process (GO): triglyceride homeostasis
Cellular component (GO): endoplasmic reticulum
Molecular function (GO): long-chain fatty acid transmembrane transporter activity; long-chain fatty acid-CoA ligase activity
Source: RefSeq, a predicted model, not a curated record
AAUAAUAAAAAUGAAUUGAAUUCAAAAAUGGAAAAUUCAAUUGUGAUUAAUGCAACGGAUAUACUGAAUAAUAAAACAAGCAUUAUUGAAGACGAACACAAUAAUAUUAAUAACGCAAUUAUACAAAUACCACACGACAACAACGAAGACAAUAAAGUGGAAGGAGAAACACCUUUAGAACAGAACUUAAGUGUGGUGGAUACUACAACAAAUCAUAAAAACACCAAUAACAGCAUUGUAGUUGAGGUCGAUGAAGACUUAACAAAUAGUAGUAAUAGUAACAAUAACAAUAAUUUACCCGCUACAAUCGUUCAACUUCAACAACAACAAAAAGAAACAGUAUUAACAGAUACAUUAAAUUCAACAAAAACAUCAAGUAAUAGUACAUCGAUUAAAUAUCAACGUGCCUUAGUGCGUGCAUCAUUGUUAAUUAUGUUAUUUUCAAGUGUUUUAAUUGCGUUAGUUGCAUUAGUAUGGUUAUUUUUUGGACCAAUUGUAGCUGCAUUAUUGAUAUCUGUUGCUGGUUUUACAUAUUUACUAUCGAGUGGAGCUUAUAGAUGGUUUUAUGUUGCGUUUAUGACAUUACCUAGAGAUUUAAAAGCCAUCUCACGUUUUAUACGUUUAAAACUAUUAACACGAGCCUACGAGAAAAAAGAUUUAACCAUCGCCGAUAUAUUUCGUCAAAAUGCACUUAAAUAUCCAAACAAAGUAUGUUUUAUUUAUGAAGACACAGAAUGGACAUUUACUGAAGUGGAAGAGUACAGUAAUAAAAUAGCAAAUAUAUUUCGAAGUCAUGGCUACAAAAAGGGUGAUACUGUUGCAUUAUUUAUGGAAAAUAAACCAGAAUUUGUUUGUAUGUGGUUAGGUUUAUCAAAACUCGGUGUUAUUAUACCAUUAAUUAAUACAAAUUUACGACAGACAUCUUUAAUACAUUCAUUUAAUGUUGCUAAAUCACAAGCUAUUAUUUUUGGUGCUGAAUUAUUUGAUGCUGUCAAGGAUAUUGCACAGAAGUUAGAUUCAAAUGUUGCACUUUAUCAAUUGAAUACAAAAUCGAUGGAUGUAUCAACCACUGAAUUAAAAGAACAUAAUUUAAAUGCACUAUUAAAAGAAGCAUCGUCAGAACCACCAGAAUUAACUUAUAAAGUUGGCUACAACGAUCGUCUUGUUUACAUUUAUACAUCGGGUACUACAGGAUUACCUAAAGCGGCUGUUAUUAAUAAUUCACGAUUUGUAUUUAUUUCUGCUGGUAUUAAAUAUGUAGCUGGAUUCACCGCAGAUGAUCGAUUAUACACUCCGUUACCAUUGUAUCAUACAGCAGGAGGUUGUAUGACCAUUGGACAAGCAUUAUUAUUUGGUAAUACAGUUGUAAUACGUAAAAAGUUCUCAGCGUCUGCAUACUUUUCUGAUUGUCGUAAAUAUAAUUGUACCAUUGCACAAUAUAUCGGUGAAAUGUGUCGUUAUGUAUUAGCUGUACCACCGAAGCCAGAAGAUCAACAGCAUAAUGUACGAAUUAUUUUUGGUAAUGGACUACGGCCACAAAUAUGGAAAGAGUUUGUUGAUCGUUUUAAUAUACCACAAGUUACGGAAUUUUAUGGAGCCACGGAAGGCAAUGCUAAUAUUGUAAACAUUGACAACAAAUUGGGAGCCAUUGGUUUCGUAUCAAGAAUCGCUCCAUCAUUUUAUCCAAUAUCUAUUAUUCGAGUGAAUGAAGAAGGUGAACCAAUCCGUGGGUCAAAUGGCCUAUGUAUGUCCUGUAAACCAAAUGAACCCGGGGUAUUUAUUGGAAAAAUUAUUGAAAAUGAUCCAUCACGAGCAUUUUUGGGUUAUGUUGAUGAAAAAGCAUCUGAAAAGAAAAUCGUACGAGAUGUAUUUAAAAAAGGCGAUUCAGCCUUUUUAUCUGGUGAUAUUUUAGUAGCUGAUGAAUUUGGUUACUUAUUUUUCAAAGAUCGAACUGGUGACACAUUUAGAUGGAAAGGUGAAAAUGUAUCAACAAGUGAAGUUGAAGCUGUUGUCAGUAAUUUAAUAAAUUACAAAGAUGCUGUUGUGUAUGGUGUUGAAAUACAUGGUCAAGAAGGUCGGGCUGGCAUGGCAGCUAUUUAUGAUCCAAACAAUACAUUAAAUUUAGAGUUACUUGCCAGUGGUGUGAGUAAAGAAUUACCAUCGUAUGCUCGACCUCAAAUCAUUAGAAUUUUAAAUAAAUUAGAUUUAACUGGCACAUAUAAACUAAAAAAAGUUGAUUUACAAAAAGAAGGUUUCAAUCCAAACACGAUCAGUGAUCAACUAUACUAUAUGAAUUCAAAUGGCGUUUAUUCACCAUUAACAAACGAUAUUUAUGAACAAAUUAAUACAGGCAAAUUAAGAUUAUAACAUAACAAUUUAAUUAUUAACAUUAUUUAAAUGAUGUGAUGUACUUACUGGUGCAGACUACGACUACAGUCCGGGAAAAACUGGAUUUUAUAUCAGGAUAUCUUCGAUGAUUUCUUUUGAU